Messenger RNA from Racocetra fulgida, 120 nucleotides. NCBI's taxonomy places the organism in Eukaryota, Fungi, Glomeromycota, Glomeromycetes, Diversisporales, Gigasporaceae. The record is from the annotation of a GenBank genome assembly.
AUGGAAGUGCAGCCAGACGAUUGGAUCGACGAAGAAUUCGGCAAUAAAAAAAAGAAUAAAAAACAAGAAAUUGCUGAUAACCCUAUUGAAUCUGACAAACCUGUUGAAGAGAGUGGAGAA